Molecule: messenger RNA, 2273 nt
Organism: Physcomitrium patens
Lineage: Eukaryota; Viridiplantae; Streptophyta; Bryopsida; Funariales; Funariaceae
Source: RefSeq, a predicted model, not a curated record
GAGGUAAAGUAAAAGUCGGAGGAUGUUUGUUGUUUCACUUCAUCACAUUGAUUUCCAGGCAGUAACCUACGGAACACGUCAGGUGCAUAAGGUCGACUGCGACUGGAGUUGUUACUUGAGCACAACACUUGAGAUUCGAUCCUGCUGUGCGGAUCAGCUGGUGCAGCAGAGAUGGUGUGAGUCUUGGAGGUGGAUCGCCUUGUAAGUAUGGAGGAGAAGAUGGUGUAAACAAACUGACGAACGUGCUUUGUCAGGGGAGCUGGGCAUUGAUUUGGUACCGGGCCUGGAUGUGGGGAUUAGAUGCUGGCCCUCCAGGUUGCAGGCUGGUCUGUUGGAACUCGGUAUCAUUUGUUUAUGCCUUAAAAUAUCCGGACCUUCCAUGGCAGAUGCAGUCUGCUCCUCGUCGCCGCCUAUGUGGGAACAUUUUGCUGCAGUUAGAAGCUCCUAGGCCCUCUUUCGAACUCUCAGUUUCCACUCCUUGCCUGUCAAGUCCACUAGAGAGAGGUCUGUGUCUGGUCUUCUCUUUGUGUAGGCGGCAUACUGCUCGUGAACAGGCGGCACAUCGCUUGGGAAAAAAGUCUUUCUACAAACAAGGGUCCCGUUUGGUACGAACAGCUGAUCAAGUGUGUCGUGAAGGAAUCGGUUUCUGCUUCCUACUGUGAAUGGGCAGGGAUCUAUGAAGAUUUUGCUGCCGCGAUUGCAGGCAAGACAAGAUGGCGAUCUGGGGGACUAAGCCAACUUGGGAUGUGGAGGAGGCGCUCUUGCCUUCCCAUGCAGAGGGAUCUAAGGAAGUGAUAGAAAGGCCGAAGGACCAAAGAUUAGUGGCCAAGGCUGUCGCUGCCGUGUUGACGGUUUUCUUACUAUCUGGAUGCAUGGUCUCAUUAUACACGCACAGCUAAAGCAGGACUGAGUCACCCCGCUUGGAAGUUCUUUCCCAUCGGCCGACUUAUCCAUUGAAUUUCUUGGUGGUUGGCGAUUGGGGUCGAGAAGGCGCAUACAACCAGACUUUGGUUGCUGAGCAAAUGGGUCGAGUAGGGCACCACCUAGGGAUCGAUUUCGUGAUUUCUGUGGGUGACAAUUUCUACCAAGCUGGGUUGAAAGGCCCCCAUGAUGCAAAGUUUGACAACUCCUCCGAGGUUUACACCGCACGAAGUUUGCAAACACAAUGGUUCGCAGUGUUGGGAAACCACGACUACUUGGGCGAUACAUUGUUGCAAAUUGGGGACCUCCUAACCCAGAAAGACAAGAGGUGGUUUUGUCAGCGAUCCUUUCAACUGAAAUACUCUCUCUGCGACCCUUCGCACCCCGGCAACCUUCUCACACCGACAAAUGCUUUUCAACUGCAGACCUUGUUGUGAUUGGAUUUUGUUCUUGUGACAAGUUUGUGGAAUUCUUCUUCAUCGACACAACGCCUUUCGUAGACAAAUACUGGAGUAAGGAGGAGCACAGAAAAUUCGACUGGAGAGGAAUUGGUGGGCGACAAGAGUAUUUGGACUCCCAACUAGAAACUUUGAACUCAAAAUUGGAGUCAUCUGUAGCAACAUGGAAGAUUGUAGUGGGACAUCAUACGAUAAGCAGUCUUGGUCGCCACGGUGACACCCACGAGCUUGUUCGGCAAGUGCUUCCAAUUCUGGAGAAGCAUAGCGUGGACCUGUACAUAAAUGGCCAUGAUCAUUGCUUGGAGCAUAUUAAACGGCAGGACAGUUCGGUGCAUUUUAUCACGAGUGGAGCAGGUUCCAAGUCAUUUCAGGGGAUCCACGAGGCCACACCUGAAGACGGGCUUCAGUUUGCUAUGGAUGGGCAGGGAUUCAUUUCGGUGUCCAUGGCUGUUCAUGAACUUCGGGUUGAUUUUCACGACGCUCUGGGACACAACCUCCACAAGCUUCAACUAACCAAAUGAAACAAAAUGUCACUCUCACGGUUACGUCAGUUGUAAAUAACUACAGUAUUCAUUAGGAACAAUUAGAUAAGAGUUCCAAUCACAGGUUUCUAUUCUUUGUAUGAUAAUCAGCGCUGCUGAAGACCUCGGAUGUGUAGAAUUUUAAACUUCUACGGUACACACAUUUCUGUGUGUGAGUAUACAAAUACAUAUGUAUAGGAAUGAACUUAUCUCGAAGACUGGUGGUGGAUUUCGACUAUUUUGCUUUGCACAACGCAGUUCACAAAAUCGGGUCUAUAGUCCAGUACCAUACAAGCUUUUCAUGUACAUCAAUUCGAUUUGAUUGGUUGGAGUAAUAUGCAGUCUAACUUACUGUGCUGCAAUUUUCAAAAGC